Messenger RNA from Didymella exigua CBS 183.55, 2070 nucleotides. RefSeq lists its product as uncharacterized. The transcript has 2 exons. The record is from RefSeq and is a predicted model, not a curated record. The coding region runs from base 1 to 2070 and encodes 689 amino acids. NCBI's taxonomy places the organism in Eukaryota, Fungi, Ascomycota, Dothideomycetes, Pleosporales, Didymellaceae.
AUGACGUCGCUAUCGAAUCUUGCAGAUCAGGAUGAAGCCAACAGCAACAGCAACAACAGAAGAGCCCCACCGCCGCUUCCCCCGCGAGCCUCACAACCAAACGAAAUGAACUCACCUCCUAGCUAUACAUCGGUCAUGGCCAUGUCGUCACACGAUCCGCGGUCUUCAUCGACACAAUCUUUGAUUCCAGACCCUUCCCUGGAGAACACGGGCCGCCGCCGCAUACUGCUUGUGUACGUCCAUGGCUUCAUGGGCAAUGAGACAAGUUUCAGAAGCUUCCCAGCCCACGUGCAUAAUCUUGUCGCUGUGACACUUGCGGACACGCACGUGGUGCAUACCAAGAUUUAUCCCAGAUAUCGCGCGCGUUACAGUCUGGAACAGGCCAGAGAUCAAUUCUCCGCAUGGCUGGCGCCACAUGAGGACCAAUGGACGGACGUAAUACUUCUCGGUCACUCCAUGGGAGGGUUGCUUGCUGCAGAUGUCACUUUGCUAUUCCGUCAUCGUAUCAUCGGCAUCAUCAACUUUGACGUACCAUUCGUUGGCAUGCACCCUGGUAUCAUCAAAGCAGGUCUUGGGAGCAUCUUCACAAAAGCACCACCACCGGAAGACAAGAUACUCACGUCGCCCGCAACAGGAUCCAAGCCUAGCCGAAUGAGUACAAUCUUCAACCCAAAGCCUGCGGAUCCCAACUACAACCCAUCAUUUGCCAACGAUGUUCAUCUGCCAGUGCGGAAGGGCUUGGACAAUGCAUUGCAUUGGUUCAACAAGCAUUCGAACAACAUCAAGGAGGCUGGAAAGGGACUCGUCAAGUCUCACUUUGAAUUUGGCAGCGCCAUGGCCGACUACAAGGAAUUGAAAGAUCGAUAUGCGCGCGUGCGCGCUCUUGAAGAAGAAGAAGAGACGAAACGAAGGAUGGGCAACCCAGAUGUGCGAUCGCCGCCUCGGAUACGGUUUGUCAACUACUACACUGCAAGCACAGGCAGACCGAAGAAACCAAAAUCACCCAAAAGCCCGUCGCCGUCUCGACCAGGAAGCUUGUCGCUACAGCAUCAGGAUAGCGAUGCGAGCGGCCUGGUCACACAGCCGCAACAAGAUCUCAACAGAUUGAACUCCGAGCCUGGUACACCUUCACCUUUGUCGAUUGACGUCAAAGAGCACCGUGGGUCUGAUGUGGUUUCUGCUACACUGCCUGAAAUUCUCUCUGGGACAAGUCCGUCAAAGAAGCUUCCAGACCAGGACAGCGGUCGACUGAUACUACCAGAAAUUCCACCCAUACCACAGGAGCCACAUUUUGUAGACACUGCGCAGAUCGCCGACAAGACCCAACGUCGGGUGGCAGAAAGAGAAUACGACGAAGCCCUUGAAGCGUACCAGAAAGCUGUGAAAGCUCGCAACAAAAUCAUCAACGAGCGUGAAGAUAUGGAGGAAGCAUGGGAAGUGCAGCGGCAACAGCAUAUCACAGUGCCACUCCCACCUCAGUCCAAGGCAGAGCUUACUGGUGAAGAGCUCAGACUCGCGCAAGAGAAGGGAAGAAUGGCAAGAGAGCAAGCGCGUUUGGAAGGCAGAGAGUACCAUUCACCUGCCGAAGAUAUUACGGCGAGCGUCGAAGAAACUCCCAGCACAGCGACACCAGGUUUAGAGUCCGGCCUGCACACCAUGCAACUUGGCGACGCAACCUCCCACAGUCCUUACUCCAACUACUCCUUCUCCCGCAGCGCUAUCCUCAGCCAAACCUCACCCGACGAUCAAGCCUCCGUCACCGACUCCAACUACACAAGCAACACCACCGAGGCCGCUGACAGCAGCGACACCAAGUCCGACAAGAAGAAGAAAGAGAAGAAACUCGGCAAAUUCUGCAUGUUACCGCCCAAAGAUGGCGAUGGACAUAAAGACCCCACCUGGAUCCGGGUAUAUAUGGAGGACAUGGAUGAGGUUGCUGCACAUACAAGUUUAUUCUUCAUGAACGAGACGUAUGAGAGACUUGUCGGGGAUGUUGGGGAUCGGAUCGAGGAGUGGGUCAGGGAGGCGGACAGUGUCAGAGUUGUGAGGGAGAUGAGUGGGAUGGCAUGA